UUCGUUUCAUGAUCCGGCCCCUUGUGGUGUCGCACCGAUAUUCCUCCGACCGCGUCCCCACACCGGUUUGUGAUUCCUCAGCUAGCCGAGGGCUGCCACCAUGACCGCCCGGGUUCUAGUCGGAGUCAAGCGGGUUAUUGACUACGCCGUAAAGAUCCGAGUGAAGCCUGACAACACUGCCGUGGUUACGGAUGGCGUGAAACACUCGAUGAACCCUUUCUGCGAGAUCGCAGUGGAGGAGGCUGUCAGGCUGAAGGAGAAGAAGCUGGUGAAGGAGGUUGUGGCUGUGAGCUGUGGACCUCAGCAAGUGCAGGAGACCAUCCGCACGGCGCUGGCUAUGGGGGCAGACCGCGGCAUUCACGUGGAAGUUUCCGGAAAGGACUACGAGUCUCUCGGCCCUCUGCAGGUGUCCAAGAUCCUCGCCGCUUUGGCCAAGAAAGAGGAGGCUUCCCUCAUCAUCCUCGGGAAACAGGCUAUUGACGAUGACUGUAAUCAGACGGGUCAGAUGACGGCUGCUCUGUUGGACUGGCCCCAGGGGACCUUCGCCUCUGAGGUGACGUUGGAGGGAGAUAAACUGAAAGUGGUGCGAGAGAUCGACGGAGGACUGGAGACGAUUAAAAUCAACAUGCCUGCGGUGGUGACUGCUGACCUUCGCCUCAACACACCCCGAUACGCCACGCUGCCUAACAUCAUGAAAGCCAAGAAAAAGAAGAUCGCCAACGUGAAGCCGGGAGACCUGGGAGUGGACGUGAGCUCUCGGGUGGAGGUGCUGCGGGUGGAUGAGCCUCCACAGAGGCAGUCUGGGAUGAAAGUGGAGUCGGUGGAGGAGCUGGUGGGCAAACUGAAGGAGGCAGGAAGGAUAUAAAGGCCAAGGGAGCAGGUGGAGCAGUGCGCUUAGUCACUGGGAUCUGUUUUUUUUUUUUUUUUUUUUUUUUUUUUUUGGUCACCUUAAACCCUGAAUCAAACUCCAUGGACGUUCUUGCAGCAUCUCAACCCUCUCACUGAUUCUCUGACCAGCCGGCUGUAGCAGUAUCUGCUCCCCUCUGUAUCCUGACUCCAUCUCUAUUUCUAGUCCUGGUCCUUAGAACCUGCACACUGGUCUAUGCAGCAAAUUCUCUGCUGUAUUACACCUAGAUUUGCUACACUGUUUGGUGUAGAUUAAUGCUGAGAGACACUUUCUCACGUUUAAGAGUAAGAGUGCUGAUCUACGGUCAGUUUUUGCUUCCUAUUUGAUCAUAUCAUCUUAAAUGAUCAGAAUUCAGAGAGAUACUGAUGCAUAUUUAUCUUAGACUGACUGCUGAUGUAGGAACAGUUUUCGCUUUUAUGCUGUAUUCAGUAACUUAUUUGGUACUCACAUUGGAAACCUUCCUAGAUUAGCACUUGUACACUACUUGAUUUAAGCAUACGAUACAGUUUGACGUCUGUUUUCCGUUAACUCAUUUGUCCUGCGUCCAUUUCUGUUAAAACGAUCUGUGUAUCUGUGAUCUUACACUCUUUAUUAGAAAUGCCCUUUAUUUAAAAAUACAUAUACACCAUAUAAAAACUCAUCUGAAUUGUAAAUAAAUCACACGAGUACUGUUUCAGCUUGAAUCGUUUAUACUUAAGACAGUGUCUCUCAGCAUGGACCAGAACGGGAGAAGUGAGCUCUUUUUACCACAAAUGCCUCUGGUUUUGAGUUUUGAUUGUACAGUAUCUAACUGUGAAAAUAAAAAUGAUCUGUCCUUGUCA
Molecule: messenger RNA, 1728 nt
Organism: Pangasianodon hypophthalmus (striped catfish)
Lineage: Eukaryota; Metazoa; Chordata; Actinopteri; Siluriformes; Pangasiidae
Gene: etfb
Product: electron transfer flavoprotein subunit beta
Exons: 7
Coding region: 101-865 (254 amino acids)
Cellular component (GO): cytosol
Molecular function (GO): electron transfer activity
Source: RefSeq, a predicted model, not a curated record